Theobroma umbraticum is the source of this 1742-nucleotide messenger RNA. It is a transcript of the gene TRZ1, whose product is annotated as tRNAse Z1. NCBI's taxonomy places the organism in Eukaryota, Viridiplantae, Streptophyta, Magnoliopsida, Malvales, Malvaceae. The record is from RefSeq and is a predicted model, not a curated record.
AAUGCUUACGCCAAAACUGCCGCGUCAACUCCCUUCUUCCACAACCCUCGAACCGAGCAGAAGUGAACUGAAGUCCUUGUUCUUGCUGUUGGUCAUUCAAAUGGAUAGAAGAACCCAAAAAUCAAAGAACCCAGAAUCAGGAAAAGAAGAAAACAAUGAAAAGAAGAAGGAAAAGGGAAUGCAAAUAGAAGGGUACCAGGUGGAAGGGUUGUCAAUAGGAGGGCAUGAAACAUGCAUUAUUUUCCCUUCUCUUAACUUAGCAUUUGAUAUCGGUAAAUGCCCACAACGUGCCCUUUCUCAAGAUUUUCUCCUUAUCUCUCAUGGCCAUAUGGAUCACAUUGGUGGCCUGCCGAUGUAUGUAGCAACGCGCGGUUUAUAUGGCAUGAAGCCCCCAACAAUUAUUGUACCUACUGCUAUAAAAGAAGAUGUCGAGAAACUCUUUGAGGUGCAUAGAAAGAUGGAUCAGUCAGAGCUAAAGCAUAAUUUAAUAGGCUUGGAUGUGGGAGAAGAAUUUUUCUUGAGAAGGGACCUGAAAGUAAGAGCUUUUAGGACUUACCAUGUAAUACCAAGCCAGGGUUAUGUGGUUUACUCUGUAAAACAAAAACUUAAACAGGAGUACUUUGGCCUUUCUGGAAAUGAGAUCAAGAACUUGAAGUCAUCAGGUGUGGAGAUUACUUACACUACUACAGCACCGGAAGUUGCUUUUACUGGAGAUACAACGUCUGACUUUAUUGUUGACAAAACUAAUAUUGAUGUUAUGAGGGCUAGGAUUCUUGUUGUUGAGAGCACGUUCAUAGAUAACUCUGUAUCAGUUGAGCAUGCAAGAUAUUAUGGACACAUGCAUCUUUCUGAGAUAAUUAAUUAUGCUGACAAGUUUGAAAACAAAGCAAUUCUUUUGAUUCACUUUUCAGCUCGGUAUGCAUUAGAGGUAUGUCUUGACAGUUCUGGUGUAUGUGAUUUAUUUUAUCUGCAAGCCUUGGAUAACUAUUUGAAGGUUUCACUCUCUUGACCAAGUGUAGUUCUGCAAUCAAAAUCAAGUUGUUUAUUGUACUAUUUACAUACCUAUAAUCAAGGAUUGCCAAAUACCUUCUGGCCAAAAUUUUGUGUGUGUGUGUGUGUGUGUGUGUGUGUGUGUUUCCUAAUUAUCCUAUAGAAAAUUUCCAGAUCUUGUUUGGUUCACCCUUUGGCCUCCCUCAUUCAAAGAUGCUUUUCCUUUUUUAUGAAAUUAAAAGAUGCUUCCAAUCGAAUAGACCAUCAUCUGCUAAAAGAUCGCAGAGUUUCGUUGUUACAGUCAUAGUCUUGUUUUUAAAAUGCUACCUUAAUUUGCAUUUCUUGUUGUGGUUAAGUGGUUAAUCUGCCCUUCCUGUUCUGUCAGAAAAUCGAGGAAGCAGUUUCUGCGCUGCCUUUGCCUCUAGCUGGCCGAGUUUUUGCACUUACAGAAGGUAUCUAAAGAAGUGGAGGUUAGAAUUGGAUCUCUAUUUUGAUCUUGUAUUUCUGUUGUUGUGUGAGUGAAUCUAUGUGGUUCAUUGUUGUCUGUCUUGUUGCGGUGAAGUAGUUGAAUAUCUUCAGAAUUUGCAUUAUAGAUUCUAUUAGGAAGAUGUUAUAGAACUUUGUGGUGUAAUAAUUGUGCUUAUUCAAAUUUGGUGAUAUGGUUUAGGCACAGUUGCAAAUGACUGGGCCUAAUGGCAUAAUGCAUUCUCGGUUUCUCUAUGGAUAGCACUUUUAAGCAAGCAAUUCAUCAU